AUGAAAGAAAAAUCGAAGAAUGCAGCACGAAGUCGACGCGAAAAAGAAAAUGCGGAAUUUUUCGAACUGGCGAAACUUCUACCUUUACCACAUGCAAUCACUGAUCAAUUGGAUAAAGCAUCGGUUAUACGUCUUACCACAAGUUAUCUUAAAAUGCGUUCUAUCAUACCCGAAGGUCUUGGCUGUGCAUGGGGCUCAAGAUCUUCAACGCAAACAGCAAUCGAACGUGAAAUUAAUUCACAAUUAGCACAGAUUUUGGAUGGCUUUUUAUUUGUUCUUGGACCUGAUGGUAAAAUAAUGUAUAUAUCUGAAACAGCAUCAACAUAUUUGGGUUUAUCACAAGUUGAAUUAACCGGAAAUUCAAUAUAUGAAUAUAUACAUCCGAUUGAUCAUGAAGAAAUGGCCAAUGUAUUAACAGUACCAUUACCAACAUAUUGUACAAAUAAUAGUGAAUAUGAAGUCGAUCGUUCGUUUUUUAUCCGAAUGAAAUGUGUUUUGGCUAAGCGUAAUGCUGGCUUAACAGCAAGCGGCUUCAAAGUCAUUCAUUGUUCAGGCUAUCUUAAAAUAAAACAAUUCAAUCUUGAUACAAUAUCGUGUUAUGGCUCGACAAAUAAUUUAAAUAGUACAGAAAACUGUUAUCAAAAUAUUGGCCUGCUAGCAUAUGGUUAUUCUUUACCGAAUAGUUCAAUAACUGAAAUACGUCUCUAUUCGAAUAUGUUCAUGUUUCGUGCGGGACAAGAUUUAAAAUUAUUAUUUCUUGAUUCAAGAGUAGCACAAAUAACCGGAUAUGAACCACAAGAUUUAGUUGAUAGAAGUUUAUAUCAUUAUGUACAUACACAAGAUUUAAUGGCAUUAAGAUGGGCGCAUCAAGUUUUACUCACAAAAGGACAAGUGACAACUCGCUAUUAUCGUUUUCUUGCUAAAAAUGGUGGUUGGAUAUGGAUGCAAAGCUAUGCGACACUUGUUCAUAACAAUCGAUCAUCUCGACCUGAAGUUAUUGUUAGUGUAAAUUAUGCGCUAAGUGACGUAGAAGCUAAACAUUUAAAGUUAUCAAUUGAUCAAAUUGAAAAUUCUCCAUCGGACUAUAUUCGUUCAGCACAGACACUAGCAGUUAAUUUAAUUGAUAACGAAAAAUGUUCAUCGGCCAAUACAAGUUUAAAUUCAACAUCUUCAGCAUCAUCAAAUCGUAGUUCUUCAAAAGUCCCGAAAGUAAAUCGUUUAAUAAAACAACGUAAAUUAUCUCCAACAAGAACUGAUUUACAUCAGACAAUCGUUGAUGAUUAUCCUUCAACAAUAGGAUACAAUACUGAUGAACACUAUUAUCCUCAUAAUGCACAGACAAAUUAUCCGAAUUUUUCUCUUUACACAGCAGGAACUAAUAACUAUCCAAAUGCAUUUAAUAAUCUCGAUGAAUCGACGUACUAUGAUCAAAAACGAAUUUCAUCCUAUGAGAUUAAUAAUAAACGAAUUCGUCUUGAUAAUGACCAUCAUCAUCAUCAUCAUCAUUUGUCUUUAAUUGAUUAUGAAACAAAUCUUCCGUCGGAAAAACUGGAUUUAUAUUCAUCAGGAAAUAAUUGUUAUGUAUCAACAAAUUAUCCAACAGAACAUCCAUAUCAUCAUGCAUCAGUUAUUGUCGAUAGUCAACAGUAUUUUCUUAACGGAUGGAACGGAACUACGGCUUUUUGA
Messenger RNA from Rotaria socialis, 1686 nucleotides. The record is from the annotation of a GenBank genome assembly. Lineage: Eukaryota; Metazoa; Rotifera; Eurotatoria; Philodinida; Philodinidae.